UCACCGCCCCCUCACCGCCCCGUCAUCGCCCCCUCACCGUCCCGUCACCGGCCGACCCCGCUGCGCCCCGCGGGCGAUGGCGGCCGAGGCGCGGACGGGCUGGCUGGGGUCACGCCGGGCUCCCACCCGGGGGUUCUGUGUGGCCGCAGGGUGCCCUCGGAGCGAUACACGGGGGAGGGCACAGCAGGAAAGGGCCCUCUCCGGGAACCGUCCGUGUCCCUUCCGCCACGUGUAGGAGGGACCAGCGAUCCCGAGCCCUGCCUGCGCGUCUUCCGUGGGACACAUCAUAUUUUCCUUUCUCUUGAAGUAGCCACCAGGCUACUUCUGACUUUACUUUGUUAAUCCAGUGCAGUUUCUGUGUAUUUGAUAAUCCUCUGAGAGCUUCUCUUCAAUGAACUUUCUGUGCGACUUUGGCGCAUUGUAAAAUUCCGGCUUUUGAGGUAUCAAGGCACAAGUCCAGACAUUUAGUAGCUUUCCAGUCUAUUAGAUCAGGACUUCUCAACCUUCAGGCAGGUGGUUGCAGCCCUUUCCAGGUGAUUUUCAUUACGGUUGCACACCACUGGCCAUCUUUUCUCGAUGUGUGCUAUAAACACUGUGGAUGAUGAGCUGCUUGUCUCAAAGACUGACUUGGGCAGCUUGGGAAAAAUGCAGACAACUAGAUUUAACUCCGUUUCAUACUCUCUGUCUUUUGAUCAAGGUUACUCUUAGAAUAAGAUCUUUUCUGAAGUUGCACAUGUGCUUUUUAUAUUCUUGGUAAAAGAUCUAAAGGGCUAACACUGUCCUCUUCUUCCUCCUUCCCAGUGGUGAGCAGCAUGGCUUUCCAGAUUUAUUUCUAUUCCAUGGCCUUUUAGCAGUCUUCCCUAAUGUUUUCUUAUCACCUGUUCUCCACAUGAUCAUAACUACAGGUGAAAUAAAGAAAAUGGACGAUGAUGAUGACAUUCCCCAGCUUUCAUCCCAUACGUUGGCUGCCCUCCAGGAGUUCUAUUUGGAACAGCAGCAGAGAGAGGGCAUGAAGACCUCCCAAGGGUUUAAUCAAUAUUCCAUUGGCUCAAUAGAAGAAGACUGGCAACUGAGCCAGUUUUGGUACAGUGAUGAAACUGCAUCGUGCCUGGCUAAGGAAGCAGUUCUGGCAGCUGGAAAAGGUGGCAGGAUAGCAUGCAUUAGUGCACCAAGUGUGUACCAGAAACUGAAAGAACAGGAUGGUGAGGAUUUUUCCGUGUGUAUACUGGAGUAUGACAGAAGGUUUUCUGUGUAUGGACAAGAGUUUAUCUUCUAUGAUUACAACCACCCUUUGGACUUACCUGAAAAUCUCCUGCCACACAGUUUUGACAUCGUAAUAGCAGAUCCACCCUAUCUGUCUGAGGAGUGUCUUCAAAAGACUGCAGAGACCAUCAAAUACUUAACAAAAGGAAAGAUUCUGCUUUGCACAGGUGCAGUCAUGGAGGAAGAGGCAGCAAAGCAACUUGGUGUGAAGAUGUGCAGGUUUAUUCCAAAACACUCACGAAAUUUAGCCAAUGAAUUUCGAUGCUAUGUGAACUAUGCUUCUGGACUGGACUGAUUCUCCUAAGAUCAUCUACAAAUCUACAACUUCUUCAGUCAAGCUUCUUUCUGUUAACUGUCAGUUAUGCCACAGUUCUCAGGGCUGAAAUAGUCGGCUCUGAGUACUGUUUUCUGGGAUAACUGGAAUCAACACGGUGUGAUAGCCUCUCUCUCUUAAAUGAGUAAGCAUUUGCAGUUACUGUGUUUCAUAUUAGGUAAAUGCAGACCAAGCAAUGCAGGUGCUGGAUAAUGGGAACUUCUUUGUUAGAGUUUCAUUUUAACUGGUAGCUUUUACCAUUUGAGGACACAACAGUGACCUCUUUGAAGUGAUUUUAGCUUAUAACAACACAUAGGUGUUUGCCUUGCAGCCAUCAGAAUCGUCAUUGCCAAAGAACUUGAUACUUCUGUAGUAAUGUGACCCAAACAUGUCCCUUAAAUCUUGAACCAUAAUGGCUCUGAUUAAAUAUAAUGCCUGCAUUUUAAUAAUUUCAGUAUCAAACUAAAGAGGAUCUACAGGUAUGUCAAGUUACAAGAAUGGUUAUGGUAUUUUUUUCCAGUUGCCUGGUUUUAUCUUUUUCUCUUGUUCCACAGACAGCAGCAGAGCAGUAGAAUAGAAGCAUCUUAAAAAUCAUUGAAUCUUACAAAGCCACUGAGGAUUAACAUAUUGAUAAACUCCCACUGUUUCAAAUAGAAACAUGUUAGAUUUUAUAUUCAAGGUUUGGACUAUAUUUCAGUCAAAAUAGAUGAUAAAUUGGAAAAGCGUUGCAUAAGUAGAGAUUUUUGAUAACUGGGAAUUUUAAACUCGGUUUUGACUAACCUUUUGACUACACUACUGAAGUAUUUCUGUGUGGAAAUUAGUUCAUAAAUUUCAAGGCACUCAACACUUUUAUAAUCUCUAAAAACACUCUACAAAACACAAGCACUUGUCUUUGUAUGUCAUACUGUGUAAAGGCUAACAGAAAUGCUGCAUCUACAAAACAAAUCACGUAAAAUCAAGUACUAAAUUUAUUUUGUGGUGGCAAUAAGCCUAAUUAAGCUUGUGAGGUGAGACUUUUUAUAAGGCAGUGAUAAUACUCACGUUUCUGCUGUUUGGAUGCAGAUUUUCCCAUCUGGUGGAGUAAACAGCAGAGCAGGAAUAAUAUAGAUGGAUUAUAAUCCUCUCUCAGUGCUCAGAGAAUGGUGUUGUCUGAGCUGAACACAACAGUGGUUCAUAAAUACCCACCCAAGCCACUCCCCAUUUUCCAAGAGAUCUGUUUGCUUCCUAAGGCUUUUCCCUCCUCACAUUUUAUACCUGCUGCUUCCUCCCUGCAUGUAGUGUUCCUGGGUUCCGUGGUAACAGUUUUCUUCCUCUUUCACACGCCUUGGUUUCUGUCAGGCUGGUCACAGGUUUUGUUAAAACAAGGGAUGUGCAGCAGAGGAAGCGCUCAUGGAGAACAGGCACUGGCCUCUCCUUGCUGCUGAGCCAGAAUUCCCCUGAAAAUUAUUGUCCACAGGUGAAAUACACCUGGGUUUAGUUGUUUUCUGGGAGGCUACACCAUCACUUUCAUGUGGCCCGUUUGAAAAUAAAGCAAACCAGAAUGGUAACUGCAUAGCUCUUGGCACUAGUCUGUACUUUAAACUGCUUUAUUACCUCAGUGUCUUGCACACCAAGCAGAUGGAGACAAUGAGGUAACUCAUGAAACUUUGUUUUUAACUACAUAGAGGCUUCAAGUGGGACAGGUAUGAUUGCCAGAAGGGAUGAUACUGUUCCCCUGCCACCCACCUAAAUUAGAAUGUGCUGUUCAAAUCGAAGCCUCACCUAUUUUGCUGCUUUGUUCACUUCCUUUUGGUUAAUGUGUAUUACUGGGCUCUCCAUAGCAAAGUUAAAAGUCAACUUUGCUAACUUCAUCAGAGAUAUUUCUUAAAAAGAUAAAAGUGCACCAUUCAGUUGUACCAUGAAGUUCACUUCCAAGAAAAUCACUGCUGCUUCUCACAGGUAGGUCAGACUGCUUUGAAAGGGGGCACUGUGAAGAUGCAUAGUUACUGAACUGAGGGUACAUGAAAAUCUGUGCAGAUGCAUUUAACAGAGCAGCCCAUUGUCCACCAGCUUCUCUCUUAAAAGUGAGUGCAGGCAGCUGCCCAAGCAGCUUGACUAGUGGCAUUUACAGCCUUCAACAGUGAUGGGAGGUAAGCUAUUUUUGUCAUAUUUUAUUCCAAAGAAGUAGCUGUUUCUGAGAAGGGUACAAGUCACAAAAAUCCAUAGUGAAUUUGUGUUUUGUGCCAGCGUGGUAACUUUAAGAAAUAGUAUGUGGCAGCAAAACCCUCUUUUCUUCUGUAACAGGAUUGUGAAUAAAAAUGUCAGUGUC
Molecule: messenger RNA, 3884 nt
Organism: Vidua chalybeata
Lineage: Eukaryota; Metazoa; Chordata; Aves; Passeriformes; Viduidae
Gene: EEF1AKMT1
Product: EEF1A lysine methyltransferase 1
Exons: 5
Coding region: 890-1558 (222 amino acids)
Biological process (GO): methylation
Molecular function (GO): protein-lysine N-methyltransferase activity; nucleic acid binding
Source: RefSeq, a predicted model, not a curated record